UUCUUUCUCCAGCAAACGAAAAAAUGGACUCUUACACUUCAUUACUCGAGAAAACCCGCCUCCCUCAACCUUCCCUCCAAAAAUUCGCAGUAAUCUCCAUCUUCUCCAAGCUCCAAACCGCUCCGGUUCACCUCGGACCCGAUUCGAAGCCCGGAGCACAAGCUAUCUCUCAAUGCCUCCAGUCCUCUUCUCCCGCCGUAGUCGACCAAUCAGUUCGCGAGGUUUGCCGCCUCGUUUUGAAUUCCAACAUGAACCUAUCUCGGGCCUUGUUGGAGCUCCAAUCAGCAUUGGAAGGAUCCGAUCCCAAAUUGGUUCCUCUCUUCGUGAAAUCCUUGGGGUUUCUCGUUUGUGUCGGGUACGAACGUAGUAACGGGUCUUGGAAACCCGAGUCCCAUGAAGAUCACCCGUUUGUCAAGAUUCUUUCCGGUCGGAGAGAGGUUGAACGGGAGCUUGUGAAUCAAGUUUUGUUAUUUAUGGCGAAAAACAAGGGAUUGGGAAUGGUGGAAGUCUGCGAGUUCUUGAGACAUUUUCUGAUUUUUUCGAUUUUAAGAAUGAAUGUCUCGGAUUCUUCAUUGUUUUUGUUUGCUAGACAGUUGAUUACGUCAAUGGCAUCGUUUUGCUGUUCAAUUCCUAACCAGGCAUUGCCAAUUUUCAGAACACUUAUACAUUGCCUGAAACAUUUCCCUCUCAAAAGCUUGGAGGAAACCAGGAACUUUUGCUAUGUGGUUGAAUGUUUGGUUGACUCGUUUACUGUGGUUUUGAGGCAAUUGGUUGGAAAAGGAGUGUUGAUUACUGAAGCUCAACUACAUGGGGUGGAACUAAUAGAGAAUGUGCUUUCACUCUAUACGUCCCCUUGCAAGCAGUCUGAUGAGGUUGAGCAUAUAGUUGAGCUAUUAAAACACAUGUUGGUGGCCCAGAAAGAUCUUGCACUGCAUUAUAUGCCGGAACUAGCAUCAGUAAUAUUAUCCUUAUCUGUUUUGCUCAUCGAAUCCGAUCUUGAACAUCAACAGCUCUCAAUAUUAAAAUUCCUUCACUUUCUUUUGAAGUGGAAAAGCGAAAUAGAGUAUGCUGUUAAUGGAGCUGAAUAUUUCCUUAGUGAAGAGCUUUUAGUUAUUUUUCCUGUCAUCAGCCUCAUAUCAUCCCCCUCUAAAUCAGUUAAAGGAGCUGCAAAUGAUUUGCUUGUCCUUUUAGAAAGGCUUUUAGUAAAAUUAUUGACAAUGCCAAAGAUUAAGCUAGCCAAGAGGGUCGGCUAUCCAUCUAUUAGCAGACCUGAACUGAUAGCUUACAGGCUUUUGCAACAUCUAUGGUUUGAGGAUCAAAAUUCAUUGUCCAGUUCUUUCUUUCUAAGUUUCUUUUCUGUUUGUGGAACUGAUGUCCAAGAAAUGCAUGGCAGACCAAGAUCUUGGGCUUAUCAACUAAAAGAGCUUGCUCUAUGGAUUGUUGAGAGAAGAAAAUCAGGUCUUCCUGUCCCACGAUCUCAAGAAAUUCUUCUAACAGAAAUGCCCUUGCUAUUUGGGGCAAUUGCUGCAGUUUUGGUUAUGCAUCCAUCACUUGGAAGUACUGCUAUAGAUGCUUUAGCUUCCAUUGGCAAUAUGGAUCCAAAACUAGGUGUUUCUUUGUUGCUAAGCAUUCUAUUUUAUAAUAACAUAUUCACCAGAAAAGAUGUUGUCUACCAGAGUAUGUUGCCUAAGCUUUUGGGAAUGCUUCCAUCACUUGCAUCACAGACUGGGAUGAUUCCGCUUGUAGUUCAAACUAUCUUGCCAAUGCUGCACAAGGAUGCAAAACCAGUGUUGUACGCAACAGCUACUCGCUUGCUUUGUCAAACCUGGGAGAUCAAUGAUCGUACCUUUAGUAGUUUGCAAGGAGUAUUAGCUCCAAAAGGUUUCACUGAAUUCAUGCGCGAGAGAAAUAUCUGUAUAAGUAUGGCUGUUUCCAUUCGGGAUGUUUGCAGAAAGAACCCUGAUAGGGGUGUGGACCUUAUCUUGUCUGUCUCGGCUUGCAUUGAGACUCCAGAUCCCACAAUUCAAGCUCUUGGUUUUCAAAGUCUUGCGCACCUUUGUGAAGCUGAUGUGAUUGAUUUUUAUACUGCAUGGGAUGUUAUUGCAAAAUAUAUGCAAGGCUAUAAUGAGGACCCAGUUCUUGCCUAUAGUGUCUGCUUUCUCCUAAGAUGGGGUGCAAUGGAUGCUGAUGCAUAUCCAGAUGCCUCUAGGGAAGUAAUGAAGAUUAUAUGGGAUGUUGGCUGCUCCUUACAUAUGGGUCAUGAAUUACAAUGGGCAAAGGCCAGGGCCUCUGCAUUUGAGGCCUUAAAUCAAUAUGAGAUACCAAGUAUUGUGAAGAAUAUUUCAAAUUUCAAGCAAAUGAUCAUGGAUCUACUUCUUUCUGAGACAAAUCCAGAUGUACUUAAGGCCUUGGAAAGACUUCAAGUGAAAAUUAUAGGACAUGAACAUAGCAAUCGGCGAAGAUUUGUAAAGGAGAAAAAGGUCCCUGCAAGUAAGAUUGAGAAGUUGCUGGAUGUAUUUCCGCAGGUGAUCUUCUCAUCAGGAAAAAGAAGUAAUUCUGGAGAACUACCUGGUGCUGCCUUAUUAUGUGGUUCCUUUAUUUCUAGCACUUCGAAAAACCAAGGCACAACAAAAGGGUUGCAAGAUUCUCAUUCUGGAUAUGAAGAUAUAAUGGUGCAAAUAGCUGCAUCUCUUCAACUCUCAAGAAAUAUUUUUGUUGCGCUUCUUUCACUUGAAUCAUGGAAAGCCUUUGUGAGACGUUGGAUGAGGGCUAAUAUCUUGUCUAUCGAUGCUAAAGCCUCGGUUGUUGUUUCAGAUAAAACUUCUAAAGCUGCUAAUAGUAUUCUGAAGAGCAUGAUGCGAAUUGCUGAAGAAUCUAUCCCUAGAUCUGCUGAAAAUCUUGCUUUGGCAAUUGGUGCGCUUUGUGCGGUCUUGCCACCAUCUGCCCAUACCAUUAAAUCAACUGCUUCAAAGUUUCUUUUGGGUUGGUUGUUUCAGUAUGAACAUGAACAUCGCCAAUGGUCAGCUGCCAUCUCUCUUGGAUUGAUCUCAAGCUCCUUACAUGUGACAGAUCAUGAGCAGAAAUUUCAGAGCAUUACUGGACUUCUUGAGGUUUUGUGCUGUAGCAGAAGCUCCAUUGUAAAAGGAGCCUGUGGAAUUGGCUUAGGAUUUUCCUGCCAAGAUCUUCUUUCAAGAGUUGAAACUCCAGAUGACUCUAAUGCUAAUGGAGAAAGCCACAAGAUGCUGGAAGAGAGAUUGUUGGGAAGAAUAGUUAGAACUUUCUCUAUGAUAUUACAUCCAGUUGCUGCUUCUUCAGCCAAUAAUCUUGAAACUCUCUGUGCACAUUUUCCAGCAAGCACAGAUGAUAUAGAUACUAGCAUAACUUCUGACUUGUUAGAUGAUGAUUGUGAUUAUUUGGAGGAUGAUAUAUGGGGCAUAGCUGGUCUCGUUAUUGGCUUAGGGAGCUCUAUUGGUGCAAUAUAUAGAGCUGGUGUAUAUGAUGCUGUGCUCACGGUGAAAGACUUGAUUAUAUCUUGGAUUCCUCCUAUGAGUUCCUCGGUUCAAAGCUAUGGUUCUAGCAGUGAAAGGUCUGAGAUGCUUUUAUCUGUGGGAUCCUGUCUUGCACUUCCCCUCGUGGUGGCUUUUUGCCAAAGAGUGGAAAUGAUGGAUGGUAAUGAACUAGACCAUCUAGUCAAUGGCUACAUGGAACUUAUUUCUGACUUGCUGUCAGUCCAUAAAACCGGUGCUUUUCACAAGAGUUUGUUGAUGGCAUCAACUGCUGGAGCUGGAAGCCUAUUAUCAUGCAUAUUAUCUGAAGGCUUGCACUUAAUUGAAGUGGAACGUGUGAAGUGUUUACUUGAACUGUUUAGAAAAUGUUAUUCUAGUCCUUACCCUCCUAUCGUCCAUUUAGGUGGGAUGCUUGGCAUUGUUAAUGCUUUUGGGGCAGGUGCUGGAAAUUUAGUUGAUUUUCACCCUUUUAACUCCUCUGUGCAAACUGGUUAUGAUCAAAAGGAACCUUCCCAUAUUUCAGGUCCAAUACUUGUGAAUUCUGUUUGUGAAGACCACUCAACAUCACUGAUGCAAGAGAUUUUUCUUGUUGCUCAAAAUCCUGAUGAUAAUCAAUUGCAACAAUAUGCAGCGUGGGCAAUUUCAUUUCUUCGACAGCGACUGUGGUCUAGAGAAAUUUCGAAUAGUGCUGGUGGUACACAAACUGAGUCUGCUGGCUCAAAAUCUAUUUCGCAAGGUGUUCCCGAGGACAGUGCAGUCAUGAAACUUGGUCUGUGGCUUAAAUCUUUUAAUCAUUCCAGGACAGGUACCAAUACACAUGUAUGCACAGUAACUGCUAUUUUAAGGUGUCUAUCGCUAGCUCCUAGGUUACCAACCAUGGAUUGGGGUGCAAUUGUUAGACGCUGUAUGAGAUAUGCUCAAGUUACUCAGUUGCCGGCACCAAAUAUCACUCUUAAGGGAGGAACCCUCAGGGAGGAAUGCUUGCAGUUUGCCUUAGUUCAUGCAAAGCAAUUUGAUGGUCUCCUAACAUUCCUAGAUGAACUGUCUGACCUUUCCCGGUUCAGGACACUGGAGAUAAGUCUCCAAUCUUGUCUGCUCAAUCAUUUGGCAGACCUGAUAAAACUAUUCUCAGGUUCAAGGCUGGAGAAAUUAUUGGAUGAUGUGAGUAAUUACUUUUCUUCACUUACAACAGACCAGGUGCUAAAGUCGGAGGAGAGAAGUUCAUUACGGAGUUCUUGUUGGAAGGGUCUCAAUCAGUGUCUGGAUGAAGCAUCUCUCGACUCUCUAGAAUACAUUAAAAAUAUCGAAAGGUGCAUGGAAGUGCUUUUUUCUUUAUUACCAUUACCUCAAGCUCCUGUUAUUGUGCAAGUGAAUCAGUUGAACUCAGUUGAGUGGUCCGAGGCGGUUAGGUGCUUGGCAAAGGCUCGCCCAGGCUGGUUAUUGGAUUUUCUGCACGUUUCACAUCUGGAUUCAGUAACAAGAGAUUUCCAGUUCGUCGAAGUGCUGAAAAAGAUUCAAGCUAAAGCCAAGCUAGUUCGGAUUGGUUCCAUCCCACCGACUGAACUGGGAAAAUCGAAGUCUUAUUUAUUGAAUUCAGAACCACUUGGUACUUGGGGUGUGCUUCUUGAAGUUGUAGCAACUCUACAACAUGUGGAGGGAAGUGUAAAAAGACAAUGGUUGGUUGAUGCAAUCGAAAUCAGCUGUGUUUCAAGUUAUCCUUCCACGGCACUGCAGUUUAUUGGUCUUCUAUCUGGUUCUUGCUGCAAAUAUAUGCCCCUCCUCAUUGCAGAUCAGUCAUAUGUUCUGAACGAUAUACCAGUUACCCUUACAUCUCUAUUGUCGGAUCCAAACUGGGAAGUGGUUGCAGAAAGCUGUACUUCUUAUCUUUUGUCGUCGACAGAAAGGAUUUACAGUUGGGCUACGAAAUUAUCAUCAGAGAGUGGUGAUAAUAGAUCACCAAGUUCAGAAGGUAUCGAUGAGAGUGAAAAGGGAACGGCUCAGAUUCUAUUGCCUGUUAUGCAUCAUGCAUGUGUUUGUUUGAAACAUUAUUUGCCUUUGGAGAAGCAACUUAGACUUGCAAACAUGGUUGUUCAUUAUGUAAGGUAAAAUUGGAGGCUGAGGAUAUUAAGCUAACACCCAUAAAAUCAAUUUCAGAUCAAAGCUUAAUUUGAUUUUCUGUAUAA
This is a messenger RNA of Gossypium raimondii (Peruvian cotton), 5689 nucleotides long. Its product is annotated as protein RST1. Bases 24 to 5612 code for a protein of 1862 amino acids. The transcript is spliced from 25 exons. Gene Ontology annotation, biological process: regulation of post-transcriptional gene silencing. The record is from RefSeq and is a predicted model, not a curated record. Lineage: Eukaryota; Viridiplantae; Streptophyta; Magnoliopsida; Malvales; Malvaceae.